AGCUGCAAGAAGAAACAAGCUGGAAAGGUUCACAUGAGACUUACCUCUUCAGUUGGCGCACUUUGUAGGACCUCUUCAUAAGCUAGACUGAAAAAGAAAUGGAGCACCUGGAAAACUCCACAGCAUCACCCAAACGGCUCUUCCUGCACACACAGAGCACUGCGGGCUCCCAGGCGGACAAAAGCGACGGGAACGCGUACCUGUACAUAUUAAUAGUCAUGUCUUUCUACGGAGUCUUCCUCUGUGGUAUAAUGCUGGGCUACUUUCGCUCCAAAAGGAGAGAGAAGAGGAGGAUCAACAUCUUCACGCGCCUGGUGCACGAGGAGGAGCAGCGGGAGUGGGGCGCGAUGCCCAAGAAACACAGCCUCACCUUCCCCUCCGCUGUCUCGGAACUGCGCUCGGUGCAGGUGUCCCUGCCUUUCUGCGGUAACCACGGCAACCACUUUGGACCCCUCCACUACGAGGGCGCGCUGCCCUCUCCGCUCGCGUGCGCGCUGUGCACGGAGCAGAGCAGCAUCAGCUCCCUGUGCUCCUCCGCGGACACGCGCUUUGCCAUAGAGGAGGAGUCGGCGGAGGAACCGGGAGAGAACAUGAAUGGAGAUACCGAGACCAGCGCAGGAAAACUGGACAAACAUCAGCUGGAGAGAAAACCAGGAGGUUCAAACAGUCCACCCAUCAGCAACGGUUAAAUCAUCUAUAAAAACGCCCCAAACUAACAUCCAUGAAAUGAUAUCCAUGAAAGGGCUGGAAAAAGUCAAACAAGACUAUGUGGCCAAUGUGAGAUGUAUUAGAUUUUAGUCAGCAAAUAGCUGACAGUUCUGGGCAUUGGCCCAGAAUAGUUUUUGCUUGGUGUGUUUUGAACUGAUUUCAGAAAUGUGACUCAAUGCAACACCUCACCAUACCAGUAACAACAUGAAACCGCACAUCCUUUAGGCCUAACGUUUUUAUUUUUAAUUCUUCAAUUGUAAAUUUAAACAAUAAGUGGUGAGAGUGAAACACAUGAGUGUAAUGGUGAUUUUUCUAUAUCCCAGUUAUAUCGGGAUAACCUAUAGAUAGUCAUGUCAUUAUUCAGUUCAAUUCUAUGGUAUAAAACUUUAUUUAUGCCUGCAAGGGCAGUUAAGUAAGCAGCAGUAACUCCCCCCAGUCAGGUCAACAUACACACAUCAAAGGCUAUAUGCUGGAAUCAUAAAUAAAUAGGCCUACAUCAAUAGAUAAAUCUGAAUCUCCAAAUAUAUCUAAAACAAGCAGUCGUACAAAAGAAUAAAAUAAUAUAUCAUAAAUGUAAUGAUACUAUUAUAACAUAUUAUUUCAUUGUAGUAUGACUUUGCUUUAUUUGUUGGUGACCCCUCCCUGCCUGAGCCCCCUCCUGACGCCGCAUUGAGAACCGGCUCACUGGUUUGGGCUGAUGACUCACCCUGCAGGGGACUGACUGAGAGACUUGCUUUCUGGCUGUGUGGAUUGAACUUGACUUCCUCUUGCCAACAUGGUCUCGAGUAUUGAAACGUACCUGGAACCCACUUGAAAGAUUGUUUUAAUGUGUUUGUUGUAUUAUCGUGUAUUGUUCAUACAAGGUCAAUGAUGUAGGUUAACUUGACGGAAGCAAUGCUCUGUACAUAUUCUUUGUAUUUUUCACUUCAUAAGGCUUAAUUUAAGAUGGCAUUUUUGUUUCAGCUCAAAUAAAUGCUUAUGAAUUGA
Micropterus dolomieu (smallmouth bass) is the source of this 1695-nucleotide messenger RNA. RefSeq names its product potassium voltage-gated channel, Isk-related family, member 4 (gene kcne4). NCBI's taxonomy places the organism in Eukaryota, Metazoa, Chordata, Actinopteri, Centrarchiformes, Centrarchidae. The transcript has 2 exons. Gene Ontology annotation, biological process: potassium ion export across plasma membrane; membrane repolarization during action potential; ventricular cardiac muscle cell action potential. Gene Ontology annotation, molecular function: transmembrane transporter binding; voltage-gated potassium channel activity involved in ventricular cardiac muscle cell action potential repolarization; potassium channel regulator activity. The record is from RefSeq and is a predicted model, not a curated record. Gene Ontology annotation, cellular component: membrane. Bases 99 to 689 code for a protein of 196 amino acids.